Cylindrotheca closterium is the source of this 588-nucleotide messenger RNA. The record is from the annotation of a GenBank genome assembly. NCBI's taxonomy places the organism in Eukaryota, Bacillariophyta, Bacillariophyceae, Bacillariales, Bacillariaceae.
AUGACUAUAGGCCCAAUAAGCGACCAGAACAACCAGACAAUUGCCUUCCUCGAGAAUGAAGAGUUCCCAGAAGCCAUCCAAUCGUCGUCGUACGCUCUGAGGUAUCAGCGAGGCCUCCUGCUCGACGAGGAUACAUCGGCGAAUCCCAACAAUUCAAACACGGAACCAAGCUCCCAGCGAGUGGACGAUUGCAUGGUCGUUUGUCACGAACUCGAUGGAUUUGGAUCAAAUUCAGCUCAUUCAUUCAUCUACCGCCAUGGUAUCCCCAUUCCUUCAACAAUGAACGAUCAUAAAAUUAUUGCUGCCAUUCUCAUCUUCAACACUGCUCUAGCGUACCACCUCUCCGCUAUAUCUCAAAGGGGAACGGCCACUGCUGAGAAGUUACUUGUCAAUGCCAAGCAGCUAUAUGAGCUGAUAAUCCAUUGUAGACAGCAUAUAUCGCUGGAUGAUAAUGUGAUGUUUCAGUUUGCUGUGAUCAACAAUAUUGCGGUAAUUACCCGAGACCAGGGCAAUGUUGCGGAAUCAAACAGGCAGUUUGAUUUCUUGAUGGCUCUGGUGAAUGGACUGAGGAUUCAAAACGCAGCGUGA